Molecule: messenger RNA, 1489 nt
Organism: Vitis riparia (riverbank grape)
Lineage: Eukaryota; Viridiplantae; Streptophyta; Magnoliopsida; Vitales; Vitaceae
Product: transcription factor RF2b-like
Exons: 4
Coding region: 49-1083 (344 amino acids)
Biological process (GO): regulation of DNA-templated transcription
Cellular component (GO): nucleus
Molecular function (GO): DNA-binding transcription factor activity
Source: RefSeq, a predicted model, not a curated record
CUGCGGCUUUGAAAGGAGGGUAGAAAAACAGAAGGCGAAGCAACGUCCAUGAAAAUGCAAGAUCCAUCUAGCUCCCACAAUGCUCCCAAAAAUUCAACGCCGGCGACGAUGUAUGGAAAUCCUGCUACCUCCUUCAGAGGUCCUCACCACCGGCGAGCUCAUUCCGAGCUCACUUUCCGGAUGCCGGACGACGUGGAUCUAUCCUCCUCCGAUCCCUUCAACGCCUCUGCCGCCAGCCUCGAAGAGAUCGCCUCCGAGGACGACCUCUUCUCCACGUACAUCGAUGUCGACAAGCUCGGCGCCGGGGGGAAUGGUGCGGAUCAGAGCGGUGAGGCGGAGAAGAGUGUGAAGCCUCGGCAUCGGCACAGUAAUUCGGUGGAUGGCUCGUCCUCCAAGGGAGAAGAGGGUGUUUUUGGUGAGAUUAUGGACGCUAAGAAGGCAAUGCCUCCUGAUAAGUUGGCUGAGCUUUGGAAUAUUGAUCCUAAGCGCGCCAAAAGGAUUCUGGCAAACCGGCAAUCUGCUGCUCGCUCAAAAGAGAGGAAGGCCCGCUAUAUAUUAGAACUUGAGCGAAAAGUUCAGACCCUUCAAACAGAAGCCACCACUCUUUCUGCACAACUCACACUGUACCAGAGAGACACAACAGGUCUAAGUACUGAAAACACAGAACUUAAGCUUCGGUUACAAGCUAUGGAGCAACAAGCUCAAUUGCGUGAUGCUCUAAAUACAGCAUUGAAGCAGGAAGUUGAGAGACUAAAAAUUGCCACUGGGGAAAUAAUGAGCCCCUCUGAGUCAUUUGACCUGGGAAUGCAGCACAUGCUAUACACCCCAUCAUCCUUUCUCUCACUUCCUCAACAAAUUGGACCUGCUGGCCAGCCAAACAUGCAGUUGCCACCAUUCCACCAUUCCCAUUCUAACAUGUCAACUCAGUACCUGCAGCCUAUAAAUUCUCAACCGAUCUCAGAAAUUUUGCAGAAUGACCCUCUUGGCCGAUUACAGGGCCUUGACAUCAGUAGCAGAGGCUCACAUCUUGUGAAGUCUGAAGGCCCUUCCAUCUCCGCCUGCGAGAGUAGCAGCACGUUUUAAUUCCAACCAGCCACUGACUUGUUGACUUUUCCAUUGCGCAGAUAUGUCUAUAGACUGACGUCCCAUUGUUAGAGAAGAUACUAUAUUUAUUUUAUUUUUUAUUCAUUUGGUAACUAGUAUCCUACUUUGGAUCAUUUCCUAAUUGUUUAUUCUUGGGGUUGCUUCCCCAAGAAAGGGAAGCUCCCUUAGGCUUUAUUGCAAUGUUCAUGUGUUCCUCGUUACAAUAUGAAAUUUUGUUUCUUGGGGUUCUAGGACCAGUGGGAAUGAAAGGCCAUUUCCACUGGAUGGAGAGACACCCAUCUUUCCAUGAUACUACUCCCUUGCUUUGUAUUUUCUUUCAUUUGCAGUGUAAAACUCUGUGUUCUCUUUGCUGUAUCCAAUUUCAAGGAUGAACUGUCUUCCCCUC